Molecule: messenger RNA, 474 nt
Organism: Seminavis robusta
Lineage: Eukaryota; Bacillariophyta; Bacillariophyceae; Naviculales; Naviculaceae
Source: the annotation of a GenBank genome assembly
GGUACUUAUACUUUGUAAUAAGCUGAUGAGAAGCGCAGGAGGCGAAGAAGCAGUCACACAAUGGACCACAUCGAGAAGGAAUCUGGCCGCUCUUUGGGAACUGCAGCAGCAAAUGAUAGAAUGAAUACUUCCCUGGAACGCGUCCCCUCGUCCAAGAGCUUUGCUCUGUCUCGAGAAAACAGCUCCAAGAGCGUUCAUGAUCACCAAAACGAAGAUGACAGCACCAGAUUGACGAGUCAUGGUUCCAACAACUAUCACCAAUGCCGGGAAUCAGCAACACAAACAAUAUCGGAUCCAAUGCAGAAGGACAGUCCCGAGGGGCAGGGAUCGUACCUGAGCCUCCUUCAGGACGAAUGCCAAAACACUCAUCAACCUGGGACCCAUAGACGAGAAAAAGGCCCCCUGCACAAGACCAUGCCUGCUCCAAAACUUCCAAGAUCCAGCAGCACUGAGAAGCCAACGCGCCGAGAUUGA